AUGGAGAAACAAAUUGGUCUUAAGGAAACUUUUAAUCCGUUCCUAAAGGUAUUGCAUCCAGAAACACCAGGAACAAAGCCCAUGAAGCAGUUACACAGCGAAUUGUCCGUUUUCUUUAAAUAUGCGCUGAAGGAACACAGACGAAUGGAAGAAGAACGUCAGUCACAAGGUCUUGAGGCAAAACCCAUGUCAUGUACGAUCGCUGCAAACAUCGCUCUUAAAGUGGCCAAAAAGCAUGGUCUUUUCAAGUUGGCUUCAAAGCUUUAUAAACUAUUUCUGACAGCCGCCCCUGCCGUUGUGAAAAAUGAGAAAUCAUUCAGUUUACUGAAGAUUGUAAAAAUUUAUUUACGCAAUAAAACAUCUGGAAAACGUUUGAAUAAUUGCAUGAUCCUUGCCGCUGAAAAAAAUAUCACUGAUGUCUUUGAUGUUACUGCGAUCGCGAAAAAAUGGUCAAUCUUGAAAAACCGCCGAUUGGUGAUUGCUUGA
Messenger RNA from Paramuricea clavata, 486 nucleotides. The record is from the annotation of a GenBank genome assembly. Lineage: Eukaryota; Metazoa; Cnidaria; Anthozoa; Malacalcyonacea; Plexauridae.